Molecule: messenger RNA, 2333 nt
Organism: Xiphophorus hellerii (green swordtail)
Lineage: Eukaryota; Metazoa; Chordata; Actinopteri; Cyprinodontiformes; Poeciliidae
Gene: cd34
Product: CD34 molecule
Exons: 8
Coding region: 167-1105 (312 amino acids)
Biological process (GO): cell adhesion
Cellular component (GO): membrane
Source: RefSeq, a predicted model, not a curated record
AUAAAGAGAGACGGAACACAAGCCAGGCUUUAUCCUUCUCUCCUGUCCUGCUCUCUCAGACCUCACAAGAGAAGCUCCCGUAGCCCACUAGCUCACCCUCACUUCCCACAGUUUUUUUCCCCUUCAGACACAAAGUCUCGCCAGACGUGUCGAAUUCGAACAGAGGAUGGCCGCAUCCAUGUGGAGAAUGAAUGGGCUCUGCAGAAGCAUGACUGGAGUUCUGCUCCUCUGCGCUCUAUUGUUUAGCAGCGAAGUGAUGUGUCAAGACGAUUCUCCUGCAUCAAACACAGAAGCUUCUAGUGCUGGAACUGAUGCCCCAGCUGCUGUUCCUGAAUCCACUCCUAAGCCAGACCCAACUGUCGUUCCCUCUGAUGGACCCAGUGGAGAUUCUGCAGGUUUUACUGUUGCUCCAGCAAAUGUCCCAACAAGCAGACACAAUGAUCAAGAUGGAGGUACCCUGGGGAACCCCAAGGAUCUUAACACUUCAAGGGUCAUCACAGGCACACAUGUGCCAAUAAUUUCACCUGAAAUUGAGUGUGUUGGAGAGGGAGAAAUCCAUGAACAAAGUGCUGUUAAGGCUGAAGUAACAACAAAGGACUGUGAAGCAACAAAGCGCAUCUUUGAGGACAACCUAGCACAUUGGUGCAGCUCUGAAAAAUGUGAUCUGAAAAUCUUCCAAGAGAACAGCAAUGUCUUGAUGACCAGCAGUGAUGCUAAACUGUCUUCUUUGGCUGGAUCACUCAAAAGUGAAGCUUUGAAAGGCGAGUUGGGAUUGAAAAACGUUAACGUCCCACCAUCAUCAAACUCUUCUGUAUUUGUUGGAGUACUGGUCACUGGUCUUCUUGCUGCCCUCGGCAUGAUUGUGGGAUACUUCAAGUGUCAACGGAAGCCUGAAACUAAGGGAGAAAAACUGGCAGAGGAAGCCUUCCCAGUGGAUCAGGAGAAUCAGGGGAACACCCUUGCGUCUGAGGCCCCUCUGAACCCUCCUCCAGAAACUCAGGAGAAACCCAGCGUUAAUGGAGAGUCCCUGGAGGCGGUUAAGACCGAGACUUCUCCUCCCACCAACGGCCACUCCACUGCAAAGACGGCAGACACAGAGCUGUGAAAUAUACAUUUAUCCACACAGAUGCAUACAUGCCCACACAAAGAAAUUUGGUAUCUUAUCCUGUUCAGCCAUAGAGGCCGCAGCAAAAAAACAAAAACCCAAAACAAAACAGCAGGGAUUAUAAUAACCUCUCUUAGAGCUACAGAGCUUUGCUGUGGUUCUUUUCCUCGUUGGCUGUUUGCCUCAACAAACAUUAGGAAAACUAGUCUGAUGAUGAUAAUAUUGGCAGAUAAAAAUAGUGCUGAUGAUGACGAAGACAGUCCCUGGGUUUUUGAUGGCAGUCAGACUGAGACCAACAAGAGGAGGUUGGCAGCUCUUCUUUUUAAAUUAAUCAUCACAAACUCUUAUGAAGACUGCAGCCAGUGACAUACUGCUGAAUCCAGCAGUCUAACACCUGUCAUCUGGCUUAAACUCGCUACAAUUCCUGCAACACAGCAUAAGCACAUGGAUAAAAAUGUCUUUAAUUUUUUUUUUAUUUUAAGCCAGAAAAGACAAAAAGAAGAGGAGCAAAGCAUGGCAAAUUUACAAACUUGUCUGACAAAAUAAACCCACUGUACACGUUCAAAUGUUUGCUGCAUGUGAGUGUUAACAUUUACUAAGAUUUCCAUCGUCCAUAGGCUGUAUAUAUCAGUACAUGCAUCUAGGCUUUCAUUUUUCAUUUUGUACUUUGAUGACUUGAUAAAAGUGUAAAAGAUUUUGAGUGUGAACAUGAAUGUUAGCCAUUAAAACCUGUACAGUUUUAUGAAAUUAGUUGUCGUUUGAAUGAGCUGCAGUGGAAGAAGAAUCAAAGUUUCUUCCUUUUCUCUUGAAGAGGCUGAACCAUGAGGAAACUGUCAAAUCAUGUGAUCAGCCAAAAAGAGAACAGACCAACUGAUGAUCACUCUCAGCUUUUUUUGUCAUGUUUGUCAGUGUUAUUCUCAUUUUAGUAUAUAACUGUGUUGCUUAUCCACUUGGUGUAGGAGUAUUUAUGCCUCAUAUGUCAGUUCAUAACCCAUGUUCUUAAAACUAAACUUGUUUCAACUAAAUAAUGCUUGAUCUUCAUAAUACUCAAGGUUGUGACUGUUAUUUUUUAUUAUUGUUAUUAAUAUUUCUAUGGGGUUUUUUCCGUUUUCUUCUUUGGAAACGUUUUGUAACAUUUUGAAAAUACACUUCAAAUUUUGUAAUGUAAACAUUGAAAAAGCAAAUUCACAAAUGCUUGAAUUUUGUAAAAAUAAAUAAUCACAAUUUC